AUUCUUAAAGUUAUGGUGCCUGCUAGGCUGAAGGCCAGCAGAAGAAUUAGGUAUUGUAAUGUAGUAGUACUAAAAAAGAAGAGUAGCUUAACACCAAUUUGAUUUGAUAUAUUACCAACGAGGUGAUAUACAAAUCCAAUUGCUAAACAAAAUAAAAAAUGGGGAAGCCGGCUGUUCGUUAUUUUUCAACCAAAGAUGAAAAUGAAGUAUCACAAGAAACUUCCAAUGAAAAAAUAAAAAUCUAUAAUGUAACCAAUAUCAAAAAAACGCCAUGGGGUAGAAGGUUUGCUGAUAGAAAAAUUGAAAAGGCUAAAAAAGUUCUGCAAAAGUCAAACCCCAAUCCAAAAUUUAAGGGUAAGGUAAGACCUUCGAAAGAAUUAAUAAAAAAAUAUAGUAAAGGUGCAAAAGUUAAUGUAGAAGGGGUAAGAACUUCUAUACACAAGAGCAAAAUUUUAACAAAAGAAAAAAAAAUUCAGUUUGCCAUUGAACAAGCUGCUAAAACUGAAGUGUUGCUGACUGAGGACACAGGUUAUUUAGAAGCGGACAGUGGUGAAACAACUACACAAUUUACCCAAAAACAGAUAGUACAAGCAGUAGACAUAGCAUCAGCAGCUAAACAUUUUGAUUUAAGACUAGAUUUUGGUCCUUAUAGAGCAAAAUACACUAAAAAUGGUAGACAUUUACUGAUAGGUGGUAAAAUGGGUCAUGUUGCUGCUUUUGAUUGGGUAACAAAGAAAUUACAUUGUGAAAUGAAUGUUAUGGAAUCAGUACAUGAUAUUUCAUGGUUACAUAUAGAAACUAUGUUUGCAGUUGCACAGAAAAAUUGGGUUUAUAUAUAUGAUAAUCAAGGUAUUGAGUUGCACUGUGUCAAAAGACUCAAUAAAGUUUCAAGGAUGGAGUUUUUACCUUAUCACUUUCUAUUGGCAAGCUGUAGUGAUGAGGGCUUUAUGAGCUGGUUAGAUAUUUCCAUAGGACAAAUCGUGGGUCAAUAUAAUACAGGACUGGGUAGACUUUCCAUUUUGACACAAAAUCCAUGGAAUGCUACUUUGUGUUUAGGUCAUGCAAAGGGUGUAGUGUCAUUUUGGUCUCCAACUUCAAGGGAUCCCUUGGCUAAAAUGCUUUGUCAUAAAGCUCCUAUUAUUGGGUUGCAUAUAGAUCCUUCUGGAAAGUACAUGGCUACAUCGGCAACAGAUAGAGAACUUAAGAUUUGGGAUGUUAGGAAGUUGGAAGGACCUGUUCAACAAUAUAAACUUAUACAAUCUGCCAAUAAUUUAAAUUUUUCUCAAAAGAGAUUAUUAUCCAUAGGUAUGGGAAAUGUGGUAGAAGUCUAUAGGGAUUGUUGUGAAACUCCUGCAAAACGAGCAUAUUUAAGACAUCGAUUUGUAACACCAAUUAGUAACCUUAGUUUUUGUCCAUAUGAAGAUGUAUUAGGUGUUGGUACAGCUAAAGGAUUCACUAGUCUCUUAGUACCCGGUGCAGGCGAAGCAAACUUUGACUCUUUGGAAGCAAAUCCAUUCCAAUCUAAAUCACAAAGAAGAGAAGCUGAAGUGAAAGCACUUUUAGAAAAGAUACAACCAGAAAUGAUAACAUUGGAUCCAACAGUAAUUGCUGGUGUUGAUUUACCGACGAUAAAUAAUGUUUCAGCAUUGAAAGCUCCUAAAAUUAAUUAUAACCCAAAAAAGAAAGCAAAAGGAAAAGGAGGAUCAGUUAAUAUUGCACGAAAUAAGAAAAUACUACAAGAGAAAGCAACAAAAGAUUUUGUUAAAAAUCAGAGAAAACAAUUUAUUUCAGAUGAUUCCGAUAAAGUGGAAUCUGCUUCAAAACCGAUUCAUGUACUUGAUAGAUUUCUACCUAAGGUUAAGAAAAAAUAAUUUUAAAUAUAUUAUUUUUAUUUUAAA
Molecule: messenger RNA, 1898 nt
Organism: Diorhabda sublineata
Lineage: Eukaryota; Metazoa; Arthropoda; Insecta; Coleoptera; Chrysomelidae
Product: WD repeat-containing protein 46
Exons: 8
Coding region: 159-1871 (570 amino acids)
Biological process (GO): maturation of SSU-rRNA from tricistronic rRNA transcript (SSU-rRNA, 5.8S rRNA, LSU-rRNA)
Cellular component (GO): nucleolus; 90S preribosome; small-subunit processome
Molecular function (GO): protein binding
Source: RefSeq, a predicted model, not a curated record